Aaosphaeria arxii CBS 175.79 is the source of this 438-nucleotide messenger RNA. RefSeq lists its product as uncharacterized. The transcript is spliced from 2 exons. The record is from RefSeq and is a predicted model, not a curated record. Bases 1 to 438 code for a protein of 145 amino acids. NCBI's taxonomy places the organism in Eukaryota, Fungi, Ascomycota, Dothideomycetes, Pleosporales.
AUGGCAGGCUACGGCAACCGCACCAACAUGUCCCCCGACCUCCCCUCGCUCGCUGACGACCACAACAACACCCGCUUCGACCUCAAAACCAACUCGCACCCCUACACUGAUGCCGACGCGCGGCCCUACGGCUCAGGCGCAACAGGCGGCGCAGGCUUCGGCAACAAGAGCGCCCCAGACCCCGUCGCGCACUCCCCCGAAGAGGCACGACAGCACCGAUUUGGAAGCGGUUCCAGCACGGAUGCGUACAGUGGGUCGACGGAGCAUGGGAGCGGGGCGACAGGUGGUGCGGGUUGGGGAAACAAGACAGGGAAGUUCACGGAGAGCCAUGAUUCUACCGUGGGCAAGUUGAUGGAGAAGGCAGGUCAUAUGGUUCAUAAUGAGAAGUUGGCUGAGAAGGGUAGAGCGAUGAGGGUAGAGCAGGGGCUAGGACAGUAG